AUGAGCGGACACCCGGAGCUCCAGGCUGCGAGGACAGUGCGCUCCUCGUCCCUCCCGGUGUCACCGACUUCACCGCCCAUGUCCCAGUAUGCUUCCCGCUCAGACUCUAAGGGAGCUUUGGACAGCAGCAGCCCAGAAGCCAACACGGAAGAUGACAAAACUGAGCAGGACAUGCCUCCGCCUCAGAACUAUCUGUGGCUCACCAUUGUCUCCUGCUUUUGCCCAGCGUACCCGGUCAACAUCGUGGCUUUAGUCUUCUCCAUCAUGUCUCUGAACAGCUACAAUGAUGGAGAUUACGAAGGAGCCAGGAGGCUGGGGAGGAAUGCCAAGUGGGUGGCCAUUGCCUCCAUCAUCAUUGGCCUCGUCAUCAUCGGGGUGUCCUGUGCCGUGCACUUCUCCAGGAGGUAUUCCAAGACCCAGGCUGUCAAUAACUCCGCUGUAUUAUAG
Molecule: messenger RNA, 447 nt
Organism: Meriones unguiculatus (Mongolian gerbil)
Lineage: Eukaryota; Metazoa; Chordata; Mammalia; Rodentia; Muridae
Gene: Tmem233
Product: transmembrane protein 233
Exons: 3
Coding region: 1-447 (148 amino acids)
Cellular component (GO): membrane
Source: RefSeq, a predicted model, not a curated record